Messenger RNA from Gilbertella persicaria, 1378 nucleotides. RefSeq lists its product as uncharacterized. Lineage: Eukaryota; Fungi; Mucoromycota; Mucoromycetes; Mucorales; Choanephoraceae. The record is from RefSeq and is a predicted model, not a curated record. The transcript is spliced from 2 exons. Bases 205 to 1233 code for a protein of 342 amino acids.
AUAUCUGGGAUCAAGAGACAGGUGAAGUACUACAGAAACUAAGAGGCCAUGCGGGUGUUGUGUAUGAUGUUGCUUGGAAUGCUAAACAAGGUAUGCUGGCCAGUUGCAGUGAUGACCAAACAGUCAAAGUAUGGUGGUAUGAUGAUUCGAUUCCAUUAGAUAUUUAAAUAAACGCAUUUCUUUUUCUUUAUUUUAUUUUUUCUUAUGGAAGCAAGUAUUCCUUUGGACAUAAGUCAUUGUACUUGUGCAAGUAUACGUGAUCAUGAGUUGGGCAUCGCUCCUUGUUGUUCUAAAGAUCACUGGAAUUAUGCUAUUAAACAAGUACGAAAAUCAGUCAUGUGUACAACAGCAGCCACCAUAUCCUCACCCGCAACACAUAUCGUUGCCUAUGAAAGAACAAAGCGAGAAAAAGACAAUCAAGAAAUGCCUACUGCAAAAGAGAUGUUGGGUACCAAUAACUAUUGCUUUAAUUCAGAAUUCUUAUCGACCAGAGACAUAUUUGACUAUCGACGAUCUCGCUCAGAGCAUUUGAUGUUUCGGUUAACACAUAGCCUGACAAAGAAAGAUCUGAAUCGCUCAUGUGUACGUCUUUCUCGAGGUAUCUUUCUAGUGCAGCAAGCAGGGGUAUCAGACACACCUGAUUCGAGUCUGUCUGAUUUUCUUGAUCCUUACAGUUUGAAUACGGGACCCAUCAACAUUGGUACAUUAACGAUGGAUGAACUAUGUCAAGACAUGAUCAGACAAGUGACAGAACAGACAACGAUGAAAACCACAUUCACGCCAUUUACAUACACAUUGGGUGUACGGUACACAAACCCUUAUGAACAUAUGCAUGAUGUCGUGAUUCAAGGAGAAAUCCCGCUUUGGUGUCAAACCUUGUUUAUCACAGAAUACAUGCGACAAUUACCGAUCCAGUUCAACAGCGUGGUGUAUGGCUUACUUCCGUUUGCCAAAGACAUUGGAUUUCGGUUUGUGCAGCUGCCUUAUGUGGAUUCAUACACGAAGGACAAAGAACCUUAUCCUGAAAUGAUCGUUUUAUUUGAACGUUUUGCGUUGGAAUUAGUGGAUCCGAACCUGUUAUUUGAAGACACGCCCAUGCGAGGCUCAAGUUGGCAAGAGAGAAAGACAGAGAUACUUCGUGCCAUUCUUUACUGUGAAAUACCAGAUGAUCAAGCCAAGGUGAUAACAAAUCUAGCCAACGCAUGGGCAUCUUCUCAAGAUUUUUUAUUAUAAUAAAGCUUUAUUUAUGAGGGUUUGCCAUACGACUAUAAUGAGGUAUAUUCAAGUAUCGCAUCAUACCAUGUUGAUCCACACCCACCAUUCUUUGUUCAGAGACGCCUUCUGGAUAUAUUUUCUCAAUUUCUUGAGACAGUUUAUG